AUGAGUGACGAACUGCAAAACUACCAAUUGCAAUUGCAACAAGUCGAGGCUGCUCUAUUAUCGGACCCCAACAACGACGAACUGAAAAAAUUGAAAAUAGACCUCGAAGAAGUCAUAGACUUAAGCUUAGACUUGAAAAACAAAGCAGAAGAAGCAGCCAAUUUACCAGAAUACACCGAACCUGUAGCAAUAGUCGAAGAAGAAGAUGAAGUCACACGAUCUUUACUGGCAGUGGAACAAUUUGUCGCUAGAAACAAAGCAAAGAAAAUGUGGAGAGUGGGCGACAUUUGCAGCGCCAAAUGGAGUGAGAAUGGACAAUAUUAUGAGGCAAGAAUUGAUGUUAUUAAUCCUGACGGCCAAGUGAAUGUAACAUUUCAAACUUAUAAAAACAGAGGAAUUGCUUUGUUGUCUGAGCUAAAAGAGUUUACAGGCAAGAAGCGGGUGCUCACUGACUCAGAAAAAAUGAAAAAAGGCAAAGUCAAUAAGGAGUAUUUAAAAAAAAAAAAACAGAAAAAGCAAGCAAGGUUUAAGGAGCUUGAAGAGGAGAGGGAGCAGGAUAAAAACAAGUGGCUAGCCUUUGCUAAUAAGGCAGUAAAAACUAAAAAAACUGGCCUUAAUACUAAGAGUAUAUUUGCCUCGCCUGAAGCUGCCAAUGGUAGGGUUGGUAUUGGUACUUGUGGUAUAGGAGGCAAACCAAUGACAGAAUUUUCUACAGCUGAAAAGUGGAGAAAAGGAAACUAA
Messenger RNA from Ceutorhynchus assimilis (cabbage seed weevil), 741 nucleotides. The record is from the annotation of a GenBank genome assembly. Lineage: Eukaryota; Metazoa; Arthropoda; Insecta; Coleoptera; Curculionidae.